This is a messenger RNA of Trichophyton verrucosum HKI 0517, 1593 nucleotides long. RefSeq lists its product as uncharacterized. Gene Ontology annotation, molecular function: serine-type carboxypeptidase activity. Bases 1 to 1593 code for a protein of 530 amino acids. The transcript is spliced from 2 exons. Gene Ontology annotation, cellular component: trans-Golgi network. The record is from RefSeq and is a predicted model, not a curated record. Gene Ontology annotation, biological process: apoptotic process; proteolysis. Lineage: Eukaryota; Fungi; Ascomycota; Eurotiomycetes; Onygenales; Arthrodermataceae.
AUGGAUGGCGCCUUGAUGGAAAUUGGCCCUUACAGACUUCAGGAUGACCAUACCCUGAUUUACAACAAUGGAUCAUGGGAUGAGUUUGCCAACCUUUUAUUCGUGGAUCAGCCUGUAGGCACUGGAUUCAGUUAUGUCAGUACAGACAGCUAUGUCCGCGAACUUGGACCCAUGGCCGACCAAUUUGUCACUUUUCUGGAAAGGUGGUUUAAUGUGUUUCCCGAAUAUGAAAGGGAUGAUAUUUAUAUUGCCGGUGAAUCGUAUGCUGGUCAAUACAUCCCUUAUAUUGCCGACGCAAUCGUCCGACGUAAUGAAAAGCUUUCCGUCAACGGCACUUCCUGGAAUGUGCAAGGUCUUUUGAUCGGGAACGGCUGGAUUUCCCCACUUGAGCAAUACCGUUCCUAUUUGCCAUUUUCGUAUAAAGAGGGUGUCCUGGACAAGGACUCUGACGGGGCUAAGGCUGCAGAGUCUCAAUUAUCAAAAUGCAUGUCUAAACUCAAGGAAGUAGGCAAAUUUGGAGUCCACGUGGAUGAGUGUGAGCGAGUGUUGGAAUUAAUUCUGGACACCACAAAAGUUGACGGGAAAUGCAUUAACAUGUAUGAUGUCAGACUCCAAGAUACCCCCGACGCCUGCGGGAUGAAUUGGCCCCCUGAUAUCUCUCUCGUUACCUCGUACCUUCGCCGACCAGAUGUGGUAAAGGCUUUGAAUAUCAACGAAGACAAAACCACGGGCUGGCGCGAGUGUUCGCCUGGUGUGGGGAGAAAUCUACAGGCUACCGAAUCAGUACCAUCCGUCCAACUUCUGCCAGGCCUACUCGAACGAGGAAUGCCGAUAGUGCUGUUUAGUGGUGACAAGGAUUUGAUUUGUAACCACAUAGGUACAGAAGACUUGAUACAUAACAUGACAUGGUUGAAUGCUACAGGCUUUGAACUUUCUCCAGAUGUCUGGGCACCACGUCACAAUUGGGAAUUUGAGGGAAGUGCAGCUGGCAUAUACCAACAGGCCAGAAACUUGACAUAUGUCAAGUUUUACAAUGCCAGCCAUAUGGUCCCAUUCGACUUCCCCCGCCGUUCUCGUGAUAUGCUGGAUCGUUUCCUAGGAAUUGAUAUCACCAGCAUCGGAGGGGAUCCAGCGGACUCCAGGAUCGAUGGCUUGAAAGGAGCUCCGACGUCUGUAGGUGCUCAUCCGAACAGCACCACUGCCGAGGAGAAAGAGAAGGAGAAGAUUAAAAUUGCUGCUUGGGAAGCCUAUUAUAAGUCUGGUGAAGUUGCUCUAGUCGUGGUCGCCAUUGCUGCGUCCUUAUGGGGAUUCUUCAUUUGGCGAUCUAAACGACGGGAGAAAGGAUUGGAAUACAAGGGUAUCUACCCUAAUCUUGAGAGCUUUAGCUCCGCUAGCCUUGCGACUUUUAGGGGCAAACGACGUGGAAGAAUGGACGUCGAGUCUGCUCCUCGACCUGAUGAAGCUGAAUUGGAAACUCUGUAUAACGCUGCAGAAGGGUCAGAUCCUCAGGAUGGAGGAGAAGAAAAUUUUUCUGACGGCAAAGGAGGUAACGAGAAGGCGCAAUCACAUGCGGGGAUGGGCAACUCAAGAUGA